AUGUCUCCGCCAAUUCCAUCGCCACCACCACCGCUGCCCGCCAACUCCACCACCGCCGCCUCUGCGCCGGGCGUCACGGCCUCGCUCUCGGCGGGCACCACUGCGUCGCUCUCAGCGCCGGUCCUAACGGCACCCGGCACCACGCCGGGCCAAGGGCAGCCACAGGCCCCCGUCCAACACUCGUCGCCGCCAUCACCUCCCUCGCAGCCGCAACAGUUCACGCCGGAGGCCAUGGCGGGCGUCCUCAACGACCUCGUCACCGCGGUUCAAGGGAUCCGCCUCUACCUGGCAGGUCCGUACGGGCCGCCCCCACCACUCCAUCCAGCCAUGGCCGCGGGUCAGCAGGCGCUUCCGUGGUACUCGGCAUCGGGGGCCAUCACCGGACUCCAUCCAGCCAUGGCCGCGGGUCAGCAGGCGCUUCCGUGGUACACGGCACCGGGGGCCGUCACCGGAGGCUACCCGGCGCUCCCCGCCCCAGCGGCCGCACGGCCGCCUUGGGCGCAGUGGCCGCCGCAGAUCGCGCCGGCAGCCCCGCCACUUCUCGCCACCACGGGGCCGCAGUGGCCCACCUGGACCGUGCCGGCCGCGCCGUCCUCCGUCGCGCCCUACCUUCCAGCGGCCUCGGAGCAGGGUCCUCCACCGGCCCCGCCCAGCCCUAACCUGGGCACCGGCGCCUCGGAGCAGGGCCAGACCCAGCAGCUUCUUUCGGCGUCACCGCCGGCCCCCACGACGCAGGCGCCAGUGCAGCUCCACCAGGCGCCGCCGCCAUCGACAGUACCACCACCCGCGCCUAGGGCUACGGGUCGGCCCCUGCACCAGGUGCAGUUUCCACCGUCACCAUCGCCGAUCCCCGCUUGGGCGACGGACUCGUCUUCGGGGCCGGUCUACUCCACGGCGCCGGAACACCCGACGCCCUCCCUACGGUUUGAUCACCCCUCCAGCUCGGCGAACUACGCCCCGGCGCUUCCCGACCCAGCAUACGCGCCGGCGGCAACUACGGCCGCCCCCGGGCACGGCGGGCCGACACCCCCUCGCUUCGCCAAACUGGACAUCGCCACCUACGAGGGCACAGAGGACCCCCUCAACUGGCUCAACCAGUGCGAGCAGUUCUUUCGAGGGCAGCGGACGCUCGCUUCAGAUCGCACCUGGCUCGCGUCCUAUCAUCUUCGAGGCGCAGCGCAGACCUGGUACUACGCCCUCGAGCAGGACGAGGGCGGCAUGCCACCAUGGGAGCGCUUCCGGGAGCUCUGUCUCCUCCGGUUCGGGCCUCCUAUCUGCGGGAGCCGACUGGCGGCCCUCGGCCGCUUACCUUUCACAUCCACGGUGCAGGACUAG
Molecule: messenger RNA, 1335 nt
Organism: Triticum aestivum (bread wheat)
Lineage: Eukaryota; Viridiplantae; Streptophyta; Magnoliopsida; Poales; Poaceae
Product: vegetative cell wall protein gp1-like
Exons: 2
Coding region: 1-1335 (444 amino acids)
Source: RefSeq, a predicted model, not a curated record